This is a messenger RNA of Octodon degus (degu), 8895 nucleotides long. It is a transcript of the gene Vwa8, whose product is annotated as von Willebrand factor A domain containing 8. Gene Ontology annotation, molecular function: ATP binding; ATP hydrolysis activity. The coding region runs from base 1 to 5445 and encodes 1814 amino acids. Lineage: Eukaryota; Metazoa; Chordata; Mammalia; Rodentia; Octodontidae. The transcript is spliced from 45 exons. The record is from RefSeq and is a predicted model, not a curated record. Gene Ontology annotation, cellular component: cytoplasm.
AUGUCAAAAGGUGAUACAAUUAAUAUUGGAGAUGUGUCCUACAAGUUGAAAAUGCCUAAGAACCCAGAACUUGUGCCACAGAACUACAUUUCAGAACCUCUAGCUCAAUCUAUGGUUCAGCAUCUGAGAUGGAUAAUGCAGAAGGAUCUUUUGGGGCAAGAUAUUUUUUUAAUUGGACCUCCUGGGCCUCUUCGACGCUCUAUUGCUAUGCAGUACUUGGAACUGACCAAACAGGAGGUUGAAUAUAUUGCUCUGUCCAGGGACACCACUGAAACUGAUCUCAAACAGCGACGGGAGAUCCGUUCAGGAACAGCUUUUUACAUUGAUCAGUGUGCAGUUCGUGCCGCCACAGAAGGCAGAACUCUCAUUUUGGAAGGCCUGGAAAAGGCAGAGAGGAAUGUUCUUCCUGUGCUGAACAACUUGCUGGAAAACAGGGAGAUGCAGCUGGAAGAUGGGCGCUUCCUGAUGUCUGCUGAGCAUUAUGACAAGCUUCUCAAAGAUCAUACCAAAGCAGAGUUGGAUGCUUGGAAAAUCGUCCGUGUUAGUGAAAAUUUCCGAGUGAUUGCUUUGGGCUUGCCAGUGCCCAGGUACUCUGGAAACCCAUUAGAUCCCCCUCUCCGCUCUCGAUUUCAAGCCAGAGAUAUUUAUUUUCUUCCCUUCAAGCGUUUUGAACUCCAGGAUUCAGGAAGCUCUAUGCUUCCUAAAGAGAUUGUAAGAGUGCAGAGAGUGACUGAAAACCAUGCCUCUGAAGCUCAUGUGACUCUCCAAGUUGCUGGAAAAGAGGUGACCAUUAAGGGAAUACUGUGUGCUAAUCAGCCUCUGAGUUCUAAAUGCAACAUUGAGGUAUGGAGAGUUUCUCAGCUGUUGUCCUUUGCCACAACUCUCUGUUCCCAAGAAUCUUCUACUCUUGGACUUCCAGAUUUUCCUUUAGAUAGUUUACCAGCUGCAGUUAAAAUCCUGGAUUCCUUUCCUAUGAUAUCAAUCAAACAUGCAAUCCAGUGGCUUUAUCCAUACACUAUUUUACUAGGAAAUGAAGGGAAGAUGGCUGUGGAAGAUGUUUUAAAAGUGCCAGCUGGGACCAGGCCAUUAGGUCAACCUUGUGUAUCAGACCACUUCAUACAGACCUUAAGUCAUAAGCAGCUAUUGGCUGAACUGGUGCAGUCUCAUAUGGUUAAGGACAUAUGUUUAAUUGGAGGAAAGGGUUGUGGAAAAACAGUCAUUGCUAAGAACUUUGCUGAUAUCUUAGGAUACAACAUAGAGCCUAUUAUGCUAUAUCAGGAUAUGACAGCACGUGAUCUGCUACAGCAGAGAUACACUCUUCCAAAUGGAGACACUGCCUGGAGAUCCUCCCCGCUUGUGACUGCUGCUGUGGAGGGCAAGCUGGUCCUGCUGGACGGCAUUCACCGGGUCAAUGCUGGCACGCUGGCCGUCUUGCAAAGGUUAAUCCAUGAUCGAGAGCUCAGCCUCUAUGAUGGCUCUAGGCUGCUGAGAGAAGACAGAUACAUGCGCUUAAAAGAGGAGCUGCAGUUGUCUGACCAGCAACUGCAAGAGAGAUCUAUUUUUCCCAUCCACCCUUCCUUCAGAAUCAUUGCCUUGGCAGAGCCCCCUGUUAUUGGAAGCACAGCCCAGCAGUGGCUGGGGCCAGAAUUCUUAACAAUGUUCUUUUUCCAUUAUAUGAAACCACUUGUGAAAAGUGAAGAAAUCCAAGUGAUUAAAGAAAUGGUCCCAAAUACACCUCAGGAAGCUUUGCAGAAAUUGUUAUCAUUUACUCACAAACUCAGAGAAACCCAGGAUCCAACGGCACAAUCCCUGGCAGCCUCACUUUCUACUCGACAGCUAUUACGGAUUUCUCGUCGGCUGUCACAGUAUCCUAAUGAAAAUCUCCAUGGUGCUGUUACUAAGGCAUGUCUUUCCAGGUUCCUCCCAAGCCUUGCUAAGUCAGCAUUAGAAAAAAAUUUGGCAGAUGCUGCAAUAGAUGUAAGCACUGCUGAUAAUCUGGAACCAGAACUGGAGAAUUUCAAAUGUGAAGUAGUUUCUGGAUCUCUGAGGAUUGGCGCAGUUAGUGCACCAAUAUACAAUGCCCAUGAGAAAAUGAAGGUGCCUGAUGUUCUCUUCUAUGACAAUGUUCAGCACAUGAUGGUAAUGGAAGACAUGCUGAAAGAUUUUCUCCUUGGAGAACAUCUGUUAUUGGUCGGCAACCAGGGUGUAGGAAAAAACAAGAUUGUUGACAGAUUCCUUCACCUGCUCAACAGACCCCGAGAAUAUAUCCAGCUGCACAGAGACACCACUGUGCAAACACUUACUCUUCAGCCGUCAGUUAAAGAUGGACUCAUUGUGUAUGAAGAUUCGCCUUUGGUUAAAGCAGUAAAGUUGGGUCAUGUUCUGGUAGUAGAUGAGGCAGACAAAGCCCCAACAAAUGUCACUUGUAUUUUGAAAACUCUAGUGGAAAAUGGAGAAAUGAUUUUAGCAGAUGGAAGACGCAUCGUUGCAAAUUCUGCUAAUGUGAAUGGAAGAGAAAAUGUUGUAGUGAUUCAUCCUGACUUUAGGAUGAUUGUUCUGGCCAACAGACCUGGAUUUCCUUUCUUAGGCAAUGACUUCUUCGGCACCUUAGGUGACAUAUUUAGCUGCCAUGCAGUUGACAACCCCAAGCCCCACUCGGAGCUUGAAAUGCUCAAAAAGUAUGGACCAAAUGUGCCUGAACCCAUCCUUCAGAAGCUUGUGGCUGCUUUUGGGGAGCUGAGGAACUUGGCUGACCAGGGCAUUAUUAACUAUCCUUAUUCCACAAGGGAAGUGGUCAGCAUUGUCAGACAUUUACAGAAAUUUCCUACUGAAGGUCUCUCCAGUGUGGUCCGGAACGUGUUUGACUUUGAUUCCUACAACAACGACAUGAAGGAGAUUUUGAUUAAUACUUUACACAAAUAUGGGAUACCUAUUGGAGCAAAACCUACAAACGUGCACCUGGCAAAGGAGUUGCCUCUGCCAGAGCAGACCUUCAUGGGCUACUGGACAACUGGCCAUGCAAGCAAUGGAAAGCAAAAACUCUUGUGUCCAGCAGAAACUCGUCUUAUAGACAUAAAGGCAAUGAAAAAUGAGACAAAUACUCUGUAUGUAGCUGCAUGCAAUCCUGUUUCCUUAUACUUUAUGAAUAUGAGUGAGAAAAGUGGCUUCUUUGUGGACUUAUUUGAUAUCUUCCCAAGAAUGGCCAGUGGAGUUUGGCAUCCAUUUGUGACAGUGGCACCACUGGGAAGUCCUCUCAAGGGUCAAGUCAUUCUCCAUGAGGAGCAGAGUAAUGUCAUCCUCUUAUUAGACACCUUUGGGCAGACCAUUCGCCGUCUCAUCGUCCCCUCAGAAGAAGAGGUACCCAAGAGAUCAUCCUGGUGGAGCAAGGAGGAAGGUGAAACUUAUAAAAUGUGUAAAGAGUUUUCCCAUAAAAACUGGGUAGUAUUCUACAAAGAAAAAGGGAAUAGCUUGACUGUCCUAGAUGUUUUAGAAGGGCAGACUCACACCAUCGCACUUCCUAUCAGCCUCAAGACGAUUUUCCUUGUAGCAGAGGACAAGUGGCUGCUGAUGGAGAGCCAAACAAAUCAAAAAUAUCUUUUAACAAAGCCGGCACAUAUUGAGUCUGAGGACAGUGAGGUUUGCCAGCUCUAUGUCUUGAAGGAGGAGCUGCCUACCACUGGGUUUGGAGUUACCCAAGAAAGAGAACGUAGCAUGCCCCAUAAAAUUUCAAGGGAUCAACUAUCAUCUGAAAAUCUAAGUUCAGCUGUGGGACAAAAGAUCGCCUCUCCCAACCGAGUUCUCUCAGAUGAGAACAGUUAUGCUACCAUAGUGGUUGGUUUUCCAGAUCUCAUGUCACCCAGUGAAGUGUAUUCUUGGAGGAGGCCAACAUCUCUGCAUAAGCCAAACGUGACCAGUACAUCAUUCUAUGGAGAGAAGAAGAAGAAAGAUGGGACUCCAAAACAGAGCAAUUGCGUGACUCUUUUAGAUCCUAAUCAGGUAGUCAGGAUUUUGCCCCCAGGAGAAGUCCCUUUAAAAGACAUCUACCCAAAAGAUAUUGAGCCUCCAGAGACAACUGGUUAUAUAGAAGUCACUGAUCUUCAAUCGAAAAAACUCCGAUACAUCCCUGUUCCCAGAUCAGAAUCUCUCUCGCCUUAUACCACAUGGCUGUCGACUAUUUCAGACACAGACGCGCUGCUGGCUGAGUGGGACAAAAGUGGCGUUGUUACGGUUGACAUGGGAGGCCACGUGAGGCUGUGGGAAACUGGACUUGAACGGCUGCAGCGGUCCCUCAUGGAGUGGAGAAACAUGAUUGGGCAAGAAGGCGACAGAUAUAUGCAGAUAACAAUCAACAGAGAUAGCGAUGAAGACGUGAGCUCCCCCAAGCACGGGAAGGAGGACCCAGACAACAUGCCCCAUGUAGGCGGCAAUACUUGGGCUGGUGGAACAGGGGGAAGAGACACUGCAGGGCUCGGGGGCAAAGGCGGCCCUUACCGGCUGGAUGCAGGCCACACAGUGUACCAGGUCUCUGAUGCUGAGAAGGAUGCAGUUCCCGAGGAAGUCAAGAAGGCUGCGAGAGAGAUGGGCCAAAAAGCGUUUCAACAAAGGCUAAAGGAGAUUCAGAUGAGUGAAUAUGAUGCUGCCACUUAUGAAAGGUUUUCAAGUGCUGUUCGACGACAGGUGUCCUCCCUCCGAAUCAUCCUGGAUAAUUUACAGGCCAAAGGUAAAGAAAGACAAUGGCUAAGACACCAAGCUACCGGGGAACUAGAUGAUGCCAAGAUCAUCGAGGGUUUGACCGGAGAAAAAGCCAUCUACAAACGUCGGGGUGAGCUGGAGCCACAAUUGGGCAGCCCACAACAGAAACCCAAGCGUCUGCGCCUGGUGGUGGAUGUGUCUGGCAGCAUGUACCGCUUCAAUGGGGUGGAUGGCCGGCUGGAGCGCUCUAUGGAGGCUGUGUGUAUGGUCAUGGAAGCCUUCGAGCACUACGAGGAGAAGUUCAAGUAUGAUAUCACUGGACACUCUGGAGAUGGCUACCACAUUGACCUAGUUCCAGUAGACAAAAUCCCGAAGAACAAUAAGCAAAGAUUAGAAAUUCUGAAGACAAUGCAUGCCCAUUCACAGUUCUGCAUGAGUGGAGACCAUACACUAGAGGGGACAAAACAUGCCAUCAAGGAAAUUGUCAAAGAAGAAGCUGAUGAGUAUUUUGUCAUAGUCUUGAGUGAUGCAAAUCUGUCACGAUAUGGGAUACAUCCUGCAAAGUUUGCUCAGAUCCUGACAAGCGACCCUCAAGUAAAUGCUUUUGCAAUUUUUAUUGGAUCUUUAGGUGACCAAGCAACCAGACUUCAGAGAACCUUACCAGCUGGCCGGUCUUUCAUUGCCAUGGAUACCAAGGACAUCCCUCAGAUUCUACAACAGAUCUUCACCUCUACAAUGUUGUCCAGUGUUUAAGAAAUUCCCUUUACUACCCUAAUGACCCUAGGAUUUUAAAUGGAAUAGGAAUUAAGAGUAUUCUGAAAAGAAGAUAAAUAUAAGUUGAACCCAUGCAGUAACUGUAAUUCUGGCGUUUCUGGCUCUUCUUGUACCUUGUUUGGUAAUUGGACUUCAGAAAAGCAGUUAAGGGAGUUGUACAUGGAAACUGACAACCAUUGAGGGGUCUGCAGGUCCUCAGAAGAAGCGAUUUUAUAAAAGGUCAGGGUUAAAAAGGUGGUCUAAGAAUUACAGCCUUACUUUUGCCUUAACACAUCAUCUGUCACUGCAGAUGAGAACAGAGACUCCAUAGAACUGAGCCAUUGAAGCUACACGUGGAUGCCACCUAACAUGUUUUUAUCUAGUAAUUAUCUUUAUUUUUUUCCCCUUUGUAUUGUCCAGCAGACAAUUUUUAUUUCAGUGGGUAGUUAACCUACUGAAAAGUUGUUCCAAAAGCAAUAUUUUAUAAAACGUUGGAUUUUCUCAGUAAUUCCAUUUUCUUGACCAAAGCCAAAAGGAAUCAAAAGAUUGCCAGAGUGCUUGCUUUCCCAUGUGACUUUUAAAAAGCUCUUUUAAUAAUGAAGAGCAAAUGUCAGAUUCUUUCUGCUACCUGAGUAGAAGGAUAAGGGUAUCUUGCCUCAAAUUUCCUGGUUCUUGUCCUUCUAGUGCUUCUCAAAAGCCCCCCAUUACUAUGGUUUGGCAUUUAAACAGUGGUCAAACUAACAGAUGUUUGUAGGAGAAGCUAUUUAUUGAGAAUAUUCACGUAGAAAUUAAACAUAAAGUGAAAAGCAGUAUUUUGAGUUGAACAGCAAUUGGGGUUUUAUUUCACUAUUUUUUUUAAAAAAAGAAAGCUUUUUGCAGGCCCAGUCCAUUUUUCUUGCAAAAUAAUAAGGAACAAGGUAUUAUUCCCGCCCACUCUUGUACUGACCUUUGUUGCAGUUUGAAAAUCAUAUGAAAAAGUGAUGAACUCAGAAACACUGUUGUGUUGUGUGCAUCUUAUGAGUUGGAAAAACUAGUCUUGUUAAUAAUGUUACCUUCUUUACCUUUUUACACUCAGAUUCUUCCACCUUAUAAUUUUAUUUUAGGUAAUUAUAGAUAAAAGAAAAGAUAUGUCUAUUUAUUUGUUUCACAAGCUUAUUUCAUGCUCAUCAACUGUAGAAGAAGAAGCCACAAAAACAAGGGUUGGAGGUGUAACUCAAUGGUACAGUGCCUACCUAGCAUGUGCUAGGUUGGGGUCACUCCCAGUGGAGGGGGGGGAAACAUUUUAAGAAAAGAAAAAGCAAUCAGAUUUCCAAUAUGGUAUAAUUACCCAAUAAGUCUGCAGGGUUUGUCUUGUUUUUCUAGCCAGAUGUUUGCUCUGUGAAUUAAAUCAUCCAAUGAUGCUAUUUCAGUCCAGUAAGUAUCUUUAAAAUGUAAUGUCACUAUUAAUACCAAUGACAGCUCAGGUUUGCUGAUUAUUAACUGUGCAGCAGUAAUCUGCUGACUAAUGUUAUGCAUUAUUUCACUCCAUUCUCUCAACAGGGCAUGAAAGAUGGUUACUUUUUUUUUUUAAGAUGGUUACUUUUUAUUCCAUUUUACAGAUAAAGAAGGUGAGAUUUAGAGAAAUUGAUAACUUUCCCAAGGUCCUAGACUUAAACAGAUCUUCACCUAUUCUUUGUACUAUUAACACCUUCAUUUGACAAACAAAGAACAGAAGCUUAGAAAAGUUCACAAAAAUUCAGUCAGGGAGCAGAGCUAGAUGCCCUGCCCUGCCACUCCAGAGUGCCUGUGUGGCCGGCCCACCUCAACCCCAUCGCAUGGCAUUGUGCACUGUCCUACACAUAGCUCCCGCUGCUUUAGUCUUGGCUCUUCCAGUGUGCUUUCACUUCCUGUAAAUUUUCCAUAUUUUCCGAACCUUUUCCCCUUGUCCUCAGAAGCUUUAUAGGCACACAUUUGAGCAUUCAGAGGUGUGGAGCCUGGGGUGUUGGACAGUAUAGGGAGACACUACUGACUGUUCCUUUCUUCCUGAGCACACCAGUGACCUGAGAAAGUGCCCAUCCAAGUGGUAACUUAAUCCCAAAGAAGGUCCUUUGCUAGUGGGUCACUGCCCCUGAAAAGCCUUUGGAAGUUGAAUCCGAAAAUGAUUAAAGAAAUGAGCUUUUAACAAGUCCUCCCCAUGCAUAACUACCUGAGUAAGCAGAAACCUUUGUGUGUGUGUGUGUGUGUGUCUGUGUGUCUGUGUGUCUGUGUGUCUGUGUGUAUGUGAAAGAAUGUUCUCCAGUAAUUUAAUUUCCCUUUUCCUAGUAGCCAGACCUCCUUUGCAAGUGUUAUUAAAAAAAGAAAAUAGAACUCCUGACUUUUCUUAUUUGUAAAAACAGAAGCUAGUGUGGGAGGAGAGGGAGAAGAUGGUUUGUUUUCAUUUCUUGGAAUACCUAUGAAGUAUAUGGGCUUAUUAUUAAAUGAACUUAAUUAGAGGCUCCUCCACACUGUUCCCAGGCCCUUCUGAGGGCCUGGACAUUAUAAUAAAUGCAUUGUAUAUCUCCAGGGGAUUCCCUUGAAAGGCAUCUAACUCCUGUCUCAGCAGCAGCAGCAGCGAACAUAUGUAAUGCUGAGAAGGUUCAUUGUUAGGUCUGAGCAGCCAGGAGGAAUGAAUGCUGUGAAUAGCCGCAAUACAGGACUUGUGUUCCCCUGGAAUCCUUUGUGUGCCCCAACAAGAUGACCUCAUCACAGAUGAAAUGGCUCCAGUGCAGCCAGAGCAGGAGGUCUGAACGGAACACAUGAGAUGUUAGGAAUGAAUCAUUUAAUUCUCUACACUGCAGCCUUUCUUGUGAACUAUCAGAGGAGGAGGAAUCCAUCAAUGCCAACAAGAUUUUCUCUAAACAAACUCUAGGGCUUUGAAAGCCAUUCACAAGUAAUUUUCUGAACACAGCAUUGUCAGAGUUCCUGAAAGGCCUGUAUCUCGCUCCUUAUUGUACCUGUCAGAGCACCCAAAAUUCAAUUCCUUGGUAAGUAUAAUGGAGAGAAACAAGGAGGGAAAAAAAGGGGAUGCUUACUUACUCAUUUCAUUUCUCUGUUUGUAUCCAGUAUCAAUUACAAGAGACAUUCUACAAAUUCUAAACCAGCCUCUCUCACUUGUAUGACUUCUUUCUGAAAUUGCUCCUCAGGAAUAGUCAGAUGCCAUUGUACUAAGUAAGUUUUACAUAGCAUUUUCAUCUUUCUCAGAAAAUAAAUGUCUACUUUUAGUUUUUUUUCUGGCCAGUAAAUAUAUGACUUCAGAUUUGGUGGCCCAUAACUGUAAUCCUAGGACUUAAGAGUCUGAGGCCAAAGGCUCACCAGUUUGACGCCAGCGUGUGCUACAUAGUGAGUUUAUAAAUUUAAGGCUACUGGAUUACAGAGUGAAACCUUGUCUCAAAAACAAAAUAAAAACUAAGAUGAAAAGCCCAUUUUCAUGUA